AUGGAGGUUUUACCCGCGGUCGCUGCCUGGGCGGCGAGCUACGUCUAUCGCUUCCCCUCGGUGGCAGAAAACGCCUUCGGCCAGCGCUCCUGUUCGCGCGCCGCCAUCGAUGUGCAGGAAUUAGCUAGCCGACUUUCUUCCAAAGCACAAGUGCUCGUGGCCGGUGACAAGGGCUUUGACGAAACAUCGCGCGGAUGGAACAUUUUUGAUCAGCCCAAGCCUGGUGUUAUCGUGAUUCCAGGCGCAGCGCUAGAUGUGGCGGCGACGGUCAAAUAUGCAAAUGAGUACAGCACGCCGUUUUUGGCCGUCGGGGGCCAGCAUGGAGCUACCAGUACGCUCGGCAAGCUUCAGGGCGGCAUCGAAAUCGCCAUGAGCAGCCUGAGCAGCGUUGAGCUGUCCAAGGACGGCCAGACGGCCAAGGUCGGCGGCGGUACGCUCUCCAAGGCAGUCAUUGACGCUCUGUGGCAAUCUGGCAAGCAAACUGUCACUGGCACCUGCGAGUGCACCAGCCUGCUCGGACCCGGUCUGGGCGGCGGCCACGGCUGGUUGCAGGGCCAUUACGGCCUCAUUUCCGACCAGUUCGUGUCUAUGGACGUUGUAUUGGCCGACGGUAGCGAGCGUAUUGUCGACGCACAAUCCGACCCGGAUCUGUGGUGGGCGCUGCGUGGUGCCGGCCACAACUUUGCCAUUGUCACGUCGGUCACCCUCAAGGUUUACGACAUUCAGCACCGCGACUGGGCACGUGAGAAGAUGAUCUUUACAGGCGACAAGGUAGAGGAGGUCUACCAGACUAUGCACGACAGCAUCUUCAAAGACGGCAAGCAGGACAUCGACGUCGUCGUGUGGUCGUACAUGCUGCUCGUCCCCGAAAUUGAUCGUGAGAACCCUGUCAUCAUCGUAUACCUCUUACAAGAAGGCGUCAAAGCUGUGGAUGUCAAGCAUUCCGCCGCGCUAAAGAAGCUCGGCCCUGUCCGCGUCGAGGACACACCCGGCACGUACCUGGACCUCGCAGCGUGGACAAUGAUCUCCAUGGCCGAUGCACCCUGCCAGAAGCUCGGUGCCAGCAACCUGCGCUACCCGCUGUAUCUCGACACAUACAACAUAGGCGCCGUCAAGCAAGCCUACGAUAUGUUUGCGGAUGCGCUCCGUAGCCGGCCCGAAUUUGCGCAUUCCAUCUUUAUGUUUGAAAACUACCCCGUGCAAGGACUCCGCGAAUCAGAGAGCAAGAACAGCGCGUUUGCCUUUCGCAACGAUAGCGUUCUCUUGGCGCCACUCAUUAACUUUCCGUCAGAUGAUAAAGAUCUGGCUGAGAUGGCUGUCAUGUUGGGCGAGGCGUUGCGCAACACACUACACAAGGCGUCGGGACGCGAUACAAUGCACACGUAUGUGAAUUAUGCGUUUCGGGAUAGUAGUGAGGAAAUGUACGGCGCGGAGGCGUGGCGCCAGGAAAAGCUGGCCGGGCUGAAGGCAAAGUAUGACCCGCACAGGCGCUUCACCUUUUACAACCCUGUGGUCUAA
Messenger RNA from Akanthomyces muscarius, 1518 nucleotides. RefSeq lists its product as uncharacterized. The record is from RefSeq and is a predicted model, not a curated record. Gene Ontology annotation, molecular function: FAD binding. The transcript is spliced from 3 exons. Bases 1 to 1518 code for a protein of 505 amino acids. Lineage: Eukaryota; Fungi; Ascomycota; Sordariomycetes; Hypocreales; Cordycipitaceae.